This is a messenger RNA of Gasterosteus aculeatus aculeatus (three-spined stickleback), 2506 nucleotides long. NCBI's taxonomy places the organism in Eukaryota, Metazoa, Chordata, Actinopteri, Perciformes, Gasterosteidae. The record is from RefSeq and is a predicted model, not a curated record.
UAACGUAACAGCACCGACGAGCGGAUGUUUACAAUCAGGGUGGAAUUGGGAAGAUAUAAUUGCACCACGAAGAAGCGGUAAACUCUAAGAGGGUUUCUAACGCGUCGGCGGAGCUCAUCUUCUCCCUGGACCCCCCCCUGACUCACCGAAGAAAGUGUGUUUAUUAUCAGGACAGAGACGUCACGCCAUGCAAUGUCCUUAUUACGUGUUUAAACAGCGACAGUGGGUGAACUUGUAUUUGGAACCAGUGUCCAACCUUACGCUGAAGCUCAUUUGUCCUCCCAGGUGAGUCAUUGUGUCUCCUUCCAAGAUGAACCGGGGGGUUCCCAUCCACAGCUGGCCGGGCUCCUAUUACAUCAACGGUGAGAAGCGGUGGGAAAAUGGCACGCUGUCCCUCACGCGCACCAUGGUGCACUUCGUCUCCGGCCAGAGUAAAGCGAGUGUGGCCGGCUUCCGCCUCUCCAGCAUCGUGGCGAUCAAGAUGGAGUCGUCCAGUUUCAUCUUCAGCACUCUCACGGUGCUCGAAGAGGGCAACGUGAAGCACUGGUUUGGUUCCCUGAAGCCCAACCGGGUGGUGGUUUAUAAUGUGCUGGAGCAUUUCUGGAGAGAACGCCUUCUGUCCCCCACGUUCGAGGCCCCGGGGGCCAAAGGUCAACCCUCUAAAGGCAGAGAGCUGAUCAAACUGGUGGCAGAGUCCCAGAGGAGACUGGAGGACACCGGCAAGGUCCUCAGUCACCAAGGAGAGCAGUUUGACAACGUGAUGCAGGGGCUGGAGAAGAUCGACUCUGAUCUGGGCCUGGCGGAUAAACUCUUGUUGGAGCUGGAGUCUCCCUCCUGGUGGCCUUUCGGUAAACUCCCCUGGAAGUCUCAGCAGGACGCCAAAGCCGAGGACGCGGCGAGAGCCGCUCCCUCCGCGGCGUCCGCGGCCGCCACGGGGUCCGGUAGAAGUAAGGUGAUCGCAAGCAUCCCAGCCGUAGUGACCCACGGCGGGAACGCUGACUUAAAACCCGGAUGCCUGUCGGUGCUGGUCUCCUCGCUGGAGGUGCGUGACACGAACCGCCAACUCCUUCACCGCUUUGAGCGGAGCGACGUCGAUGAGAUCAGGGUGCACAGUCCGUAUGAGAUCACUGUGAGACAGCGGUUCAUCGGUAAGCCGGAUAUUUGCUUCCGGCUCCUGUCGGCCAAGAUGCCGGAGGCCAUGUCCGUGUUGGAGAUGCAGUACAAGAAGAAAGUGGAGCUCACAAGUGAGUACGCGGCGUUCAGGGCGACUCCAGGUUCUUCUCCGUGCGACACCGAGGGGCUGAGCUGGACUCAAGCCAGGUUUGCAGCAACGGUGCCAGGACACAGAGCUCCCGCUGGAGGUCCCGGCAGGAGAGCUGUCCCAGUUGCAGGUGCAGGCCGUCCAGCCGUCCGUCAGCCAGGCCGAGGCCCAAGAACUCAAGCAGAUGCUGAUGCAGCUGAAGAACCUCGCCCUGGAGGCAGAGACCGAGCUCGAACGGCAGGAUGACGUCCUGGACGACCUGACCAGCUCCACCGACCGAGCCACCAUGCACAUAGAGAAGCACAGCUGCCGCGUGAAGAGACUGCUGUAGCUCCGCCGGUGGAGCAGAUGCGUGUAGUAAACACCCCCCACCUGACAGAUGCACUGCGAGCGUCCUCAUUGACCUCGUGAGAUCGGCUAGAACAGCGAGGGACUUGCACCUCAAAAAUACUUCGGUUCUUUAUAAUCACAUGGUGAUUUCUGGGAAAUGCCGCACAUUUAUGCUGGGUUGAGACAUCUUUAUGACUUGACCCGGGCAUAAUAUUACAAACCUGACAAACUGAACACAGUGUCCCUGUGGCUUCACAUUGCAUGUCUCAAUAAUGCUGCCUUGUUAUGGCAUCAAGUGAAAAUGUUCAACCAUUUCCAAAAUAUAAUGCAGAAGACUUUAAAUGUGCAACGAAGUUCUGUGAGAACCCAACGGAUGCACACUGUUUUCAUACAUACACAAACAGUCCACGUUAAGGUCCACAUCUGUAUGCGUCUUACUGAAGAUUGAUACUAUUCUUUCCCGACGCGCGUCAUGUGAUUCUGUGAUUUUAUUGUGGUCUGUAAUCACUAUUAACUUAGCUGGAAGUUCAACUUGAAAUGUCUGUACUAUGUUUUACGUGAUUGAUUGAUUUGCUGUAUAAAGGCUAUUCUAUGCUAAAUGUAUCCCAGCCUUGUAUGAAACUAAAUAGUUAGCUCUAAAUAUAAGGGGAAAAGUGCAAUUCUUCUCAUAGGAAACAAAUAAUAAUAACGGUCAUUGUUAACUAUUGGAAUUAUUCCUUUUAAAGGGUUUCACCGUUUUUGAGUGAAUUGUUUUGGUUCACUCAACGCCUUCAUCUGCAGUUUUAGCUGAAACUUUUUUUUUUAGCAGCAACACUCUCAAAAAUCCAUGAACCUGUACUUCAAGUUCACGCACACUGUUGUGUGUCUCCUUGAAUUGUUGAAUAAAACUGUAAAUCUCUCACACAUUCUAAAGUU